GUAACAUUCACAGUAAACUCUGGGCUUGCUGCGCAUGAACCGUGCGCUGUCAAGCUUCCUCCUCCGACACAGUUUUCUCGUGCUGAUUCUGUUGUGGAAAAGGCAGCGUCGACCAUCAAUCUCCCCACCAGCUUCGGUCUAGCUAUUGUUCCUACUGUGUAUUACCAUCGCAUCGCUUUAUUUCAACCCCGGUUCGAUGGCGUGUUGACGCGCUGAGACGUCAAUUUGAAGACACGAACCUGCUUCGCGUGCGCCAGGAACGCGCACCAUCAAAAUGGCUGAAGCGGCAGCUGUGGGAGUGAUGGCGGCAGGCGGCGGGCCGGGGCUAGGCCCAGAAGGCAAUGCUCUUUCGAUGCCGUCGCUGACGCCGGAUGAACGUCGCGAAAUCGAGCAGUACAGUAAGCUACUGCGAUUCCGCGACGAGGUCAUCAGUGGUUUGCAUCCUCGCAUCAAGCCAUCCCAUCUCGUGGGGAAAGCUGGUGCCCAAAGCCAGAACGCGCCAGCCGCAUCCACAUCCGCACCCGCUCCCGCUCCCACAACGCAGCAGUCAGUCGCUGCGAGGAGCACUGCAAACAGCGGCCGCCCCGUAAUUGACAAUCUCCAGUCUUACCAAGCAAACCAGCAGCUGGCGCAGGUAAAUAUGGGCUCGAGCUUGCCGGGCCUCGACACGCUGUCGCGAGCCUCGAGCGGCGCGAAACCGCGCCAAGUUGGAAAGCCUGAGAUCAAUCCGGUUCUUCUGGAAAAGUCUGACGACUUGAUCAAGGCCGAAAUCCAGCUGCAGCGACAGCGCAUCGAGCGCAGUCUCAAGGAGCAAUUUGAGCAGCGCCGUGCUGCCAACAAGGCAUCGGAGCAGCUGGCUGAACUUGACGUCGCCGACAUCUUGGCAAAGGCCAUGUCGCUGGUCCACGCCACUCCGCCUGCCCAGUCUACUGACGACACAGCUGCUAACGGCUCAGCAUCGAGCGAUUCAUUUGAUGAUGAUAACUCUUUCUACUCCAGCCGCCAUGACACGCCCGAGUCGAAUAUGGCAGCCCGGCUACCCAACGAGUCUGAGGAUGAAGAGAUGCGGGAAGGAUCGCCUUACGAGCCGGAGCUCGAUUUCGAACCUGUCGCGCAACCACAACCAGCUGAGCCCGCCGCGCUGCCCGCCGCGCUGCCCGCUCCGACCAUACCUGGGGCGGCUUCUCCGCAGCCUCAACCACUGCCUAGUGCGUCCGCACCGGUUCAUCAAGGCACUUUGGCUGCCGAAGUAACAGUCCCUGGUCUGUCCAUCGGCGCUAGUAGUUCUUCAAAGGUUUACCAGCCUCAAGCGGCCGAGGCCGCGCCCGCGGGACAGAGCAGCGCUGGGAGUAGGACGGAGUCUUCCGGUCGGGCAGGUGACAGGGAGCAGGGCGACGCACACGGUUUUGCCCAGGUCAACGAGCGGUCGCUCGGCGAGGCUCUGGCUCGCGAGCCCCCUGUGAUCCGCGCCCAUGACCUCUCCCCAUUCGCCCCUCAACCCACCCAUGCGGUACAUGCAGCACUCACAAGCGAGCCGCAGCUAGCGUCAGGUCAACCCAGCGGCGGCCCUCAAGUCGCACCGCCCCAGGUUACUGCCUUGAGAAAGCAAGGCUCCAAUGGCUCGAGCCCGGACAGCUCGCCGCAGGGCAGCAGAACUGCCGAGAAGAAGAAAAACAAGAAGAAAAAGAGAAAAGCUGACCGGCUAGCCGCUGAAACCGCGGCCGCGUCGCCGUACAUCAAGCCGGAACCCCGGUCGCCCUCUCCCUUGACACCUCAGUAUGCUCGCCCCAGCAAGCGCCAACGGCAUUCGCAACAACAGCCUUUGGAGGUCCAGGAUGAUGAGCCUAGGUUUGAGCAACGAAUGCCGGUUGAGGAGGGGUACCAGGAGCGCUACCAUCCCAGGGUUGUGAGGCAAGAACGCGUGGUUGGUUAUGAACGAGUUGAUCCUUAUGGCUCUCGUCACGAAGAGCCCAUCCUCGUUACUUCGCCGAGGUACGAGAGAGUCUAUUACGAUGAUCACAGAGCCCCCCCCUCGAGCCAUUAUCCGCCCGGACCAGAGCCCGCCCAAUAUGUUCCAAGGGAAGUACGUACCGUGCGGCCUGCGGCCCGCCUCGUCGAGGCUCCGUAUGAGGAGGAUGCUGCUUACUACCGCGACGGGCAUGCUGCGUCGAGGAUGAGUGUCCGUCCCGCUGCAUAUCCCGACCGCUCGCAGUCGCCGGCCGGCUACGAGCGGCCGCCUGCAGCAAUGCCUCCGCCGAGGGCGCCACCCCGACGCGUCAUCAUCGACUCUUUCGGCCGCGAGUAUUUGGAACCGGCGCGGACAGCAACCGUGGUUCGCGAGGAGGUAACGGCGGAACCCAGGGGUCCCUACGAGCGAGCGCUCCCCCCGCGUGCACUCUCUCGCCGGCCCGAGACGUUUGAUGACGACGCAAUCCUUUAUCGCCCGGCCUCACCGGCUUAUGCAGUCCCCAGGCGCGUCGUGACGCAACCCGAGUACUCCUACCGCGAAGAUGCCCGUCAAAGCAGCGCCAUGCCGCCCCCGCCGAGUGACUACUUGCCGGCCCGGCCGGAGCCUGGGCGGGAAUACAUGGCUCGCGCGUCGAGCGUCCGCCCACCUGUUGAACCGCAUCGCUACGACGCCGUGCCACCCACCUACGAGCGGAUCCAGCCGCCCAGCGACGACCGCAUGCCGCGUGAUUACUACCGCGCUGCCAGCGCGCGCCCAGCAGACGGCGCCGCACGUUACGAAGUCCCCGUUGCCUAUGAGAGACGCCUCGGGCCAAAUGAACAAGCCGUUCAGGUGCCGGAGCGAGACUACGCACCGCCGCUGAGACCAGCGAGCGUGCGCCCUGCCGCGGAGGCCCCGGUCCGGUACGAAGUACUCAGAGAGUACCCACCCCGCCGGGCGGACUAUGCUCCCGCUUCCCUUCCAGCAGGGUAUCCCGAUGUGAGGAGGGAGACGAUGACGAGGCCGAUGCCGCCGCCGCCUCCACAUGCGGCUCCGAGGGCGUACAGCGUCAUCCCCGGCGAGGGAGCCGCGCCGGCCGUGCGGAGCGAGUAUCCCGCGCCGCCGCCACCGCCGCCGCCGGCGGAGAGAUACUACGGGCGGCCGCUUCCUCCGCAGGGGAGGGAGGACGAGGAGGUGGUGUUUUUGGAUCGGCCGCCGUUGGCGAGAGACGGGUAUCGGGAGAUGCGGUAGACGCCCCCCUAGCAUGGAAUGCAGUCGGUGGGUGACGGUUGGGUUGUGACGGGCGCGAAGGGCUGUUUGUGGGAUUAUGUAUAGUUAUUGUAGCGAUGAAUCUGGCUGGACUUGCAUUUGGAGCUUGGGUUGGGCAAGGGGACACUGGGUCGAAAUUGCCCGAUAUCACGAUUCUGUCGUG
Messenger RNA from Thermothielavioides terrestris NRRL 8126, 3380 nucleotides. RefSeq lists its product as uncharacterized. The coding region runs from base 641 to 3199 and encodes 852 amino acids. The transcript has a single exon. The record is from RefSeq and is a predicted model, not a curated record. Lineage: Eukaryota; Fungi; Ascomycota; Sordariomycetes; Sordariales; Chaetomiaceae.